Ruditapes philippinarum (Manila clam) is the source of this 721-nucleotide messenger RNA. RefSeq lists its product as uncharacterized. The record is from RefSeq and is a predicted model, not a curated record. The transcript is spliced from 4 exons. Lineage: Eukaryota; Metazoa; Mollusca; Bivalvia; Venerida; Veneridae. Bases 1 to 654 code for a protein of 217 amino acids.
AUGGUAGUUGAAUUGGAUCCAGAUAUAAAUAUAGCUCUGUCACGUGUUCGACAAUCACUUAUAGAUAACAAAGCGUCUAGACAAGGUGAUUCUCAGCCAAAAAGAAGGCAAUUAACAUGGUUUACAAAAAGAAACCUCGGUCACGACGCGGAGUCAUUUGCUAGGAAUUACAAUGCCAGACAGAUUAUCCUAGAACCCGUUCAACAAUAUGCAAACAUUUUAAAGAAUAAGUUUGCUAACAAUUCUAGAAUCACUGUAUUGAACAUUGGACUCGGAGAAAAGACUGCUACGGUAAAUAUUGACGUCAAGGGAGAAGCAACAAAUGUUUUAGAAAAAGGUGGAAACACUACCGUGAAGCUAAUACGCUCAAUUGAUUUCUUUACAAACAUUGGCGUCGGGUCUUUUGACAUUGACCUUCUUACGAUGGAUUGUGAAGGUUGUGAACUGCAAGUCUUAGAAAGUCUUCUAGAAAACAAUAUGAUAAACUAUUUCAAAAAUAUUCAAUUUGAAUCCCAUAGUCACGUGAUGGGGUUCAAACGUAACGAUUGGCAAAGACGCUACUGUGUAAUACAGGAGUACAUGUCACGCUCACACAGGUUGACAUUUCAAUACAAGCACGUGUGGGAAAACUGGAGACGAUUAGAUUUAAAAUGAAAGACAAUAUGGCAAUAUUUCAAAGAACGUUUGAUAAAUUGUCCUAGUUUGUUAGUUUGAGUAAAAU